Cydia strobilella is the source of this 2890-nucleotide messenger RNA. RefSeq lists its product as uncharacterized. The record is from RefSeq and is a predicted model, not a curated record. The transcript has 3 exons. The coding region runs from base 132 to 1520 and encodes 462 amino acids. Lineage: Eukaryota; Metazoa; Arthropoda; Insecta; Lepidoptera; Tortricidae.
GGUGUCACUGCGCAGUUUAGGUAUAUUUGGCCGGCGCACCGCCCGAGACGGUGUAUGGCAGUGGGCUGCCGCUCGGCCCGCACGAUAGCCGUGUCACGUGGCGCUCGCGCAAAAUUGAAAAUACUUACGCAAUGGCUUCGAAACCUAAAUCGCGACCUAAUCUCUAUAAAAGAUAUUGUUCCGUUUACGGGUGUCUGAAUAAACGGAAGAACAAGGAAGCAGAAAACACAUUUUUUAAAAUUCCGGACGAUAUUGAAAGACGACAAGAAUGGCUAACAGCAAUCGACAGAGAAGAUUUACUGGACGAAAAAAAAAAGAAGGCCAAAAAUAACUUUGUUUGUUCUGCACAUUUCGAUGACUCUGCAAUCAUAACUUCUACUUCGAAGCGGCUGAAAACUGAUGCGGUACCCACGAAAUUAUUACCUGAUAAAUCUCAGAAAAAUAUUCCACCAGACGCUCCUCUUCCACAGACCACAGAUAUUUUGUCUCACUUACACAAACCCACAAAGAAAGAUAAAAUAUUUGUUUCCACUUAUAGUCACAAACAAUCACAAACCGAUACCCAAGAACAAAAAGAAAUAGAAUCUGAGAUCGCCCCACCGAAUAAUAAUAAAUCAUUUAAUGAGUCGAAGCCCAAAUCAACAGUUCUAUCUAAACCUAAAACAAAUGCCUUACAAUCUCACAAAAAAGUACGAAUAUUAUCAAAUAAAAUAAUUAAAAUUGAAAAACCUGAGCUUGCUUGUACUUCAGUGCAAACCGAUUUAAUUGAAACAUCAAAUAAAAUGACCCAGACAGCAUUAGCCUUAUCUGACAAAUCCCCACGUAAAAGAAAACUGAAAAAGGAACUUGUGAUUGUUAAAUGCCAACGUAAGCGAUUGGAGCAAGAAGUUUUAAAAAUUGAAAAAGAGUUAGAAGCAAAAAAUGCAUCUUUACUCUCCAGUCCCGAAGAGGAAGUCGCUCAACGAUUUAUGAAAUUGGUUGAGUGGCAAAACAAAAUAAAAAACAAAUUCAAAGGCAAUCGCUAUGAGGCGGAAUUCAAAAUAUUUGCUUUGAAUUUACAUUACGCUAGUCCACAUGCAUAUCGUUGCCUCCAAACUGUUCUGAAGCUUCCCAGCAAGAGUACAUUAAACAGAUUAAAAUUGAAAAUUCCUCCUAAACUUGAUGACCGUGUUCUAAAUAGUCUAUCUUUAAAAAUUAAAUCAUUACAUGCAAAAUAUUGCACUAUUUGUGUAGAUGAAAUGGUACUCAAACGACACUUGUAUUAUGAUACAAAAAAAGACGAAGUGGUCGGAUUCCAUAAUAUAAACGGUACUAUAUCUACAGAAAUAGCAAGCAAUGCUUAUGUUAUAAUGCUACAAGGUAUAUACUGCAACUGGAAGCAACCUAUAGCCUACGCUCUUCUAGGAAGUACUAAACAUUAUGCUGACUUAGAUUCGUGGAUGAAUGAAGUAAUAUCAAAACUUUUUGGUGUGGGUAUAGAAGUGAAAGCCAUUAUAUUAUAUAAAAAAAGUGACCGUUGAAAAGCCAUACUUUUUUGUUGAAGAGCACAAAAUUUUCUAUAUUUUUGAUGUGCCCCAUUUAUUAAAAUGUGUGCGUAAUAAUUUAUUAUCGAGCAAUUUUCACUACAAAGAGGACGUUAUAUCUUGGGAUCAUAUUAAAACACUCUAUGAACACCAACAAGAUAAGAAUCUAAGAUUGAUACCUAAAAUAACGAAUGUUCACGUAGAACCGAACAACUUUCAAAGGAUGAGGGUGAAAUAUGCAGCUCAAAUAUUUAGUCACACGGUAUCUGCUGCGCUUGAGACGUAUAUUGAAUUUGGUAAAAUCUCCGAGGAGGCUAAAGGAACAGCAAAAUUUAUCAAAACAAUGGAUGACUUAUUUGACGUCCUAAAUUCCUCAAAAAUAAAAUCUGCCAAAAAAUAUCAAACAGAAUGACUCCUGAACAAAAAUUAAUUUUACAAGAUGCUCAACACAUGUUUGCCACUAUUAAGUCUAAAAAGCGUAAUACACAAAAAGAUAAUACUAAUCAGAUAAAGACGUUCCAUAAUUUUCAAAUAACCAUUCAGGCAGUAUUACAACUGUUUGAAGAUUUAAAAUCAGAGGGAUUUAAGUACCUAUUUACAAGACGGCUAAACCAAGACAGUUUAGAAUUUUUUUUUGGGUCUAUUAGACAACAAGGUGGUUCAUGCUCUGAGCCGACACCUAUUCAAUUUACUCGAGCAUUUUCAAAAUUGUUUUAUGUCAACAUGAUGAAAAGUGAUAACACUAACUGCGAGACUGACAUUUAUGAUAUGCUACUUAAAGCUGAGGAUAUAAUUAACAAAAACAGUUCUAAUCCACCCGAACAAGCCAGAACGUCGCUGCUAGCCUUAAAUGGUGAUAUUGAUUAUCAUAUAGAUUUGCCUGAAGCUAAUGCUCUGACCUACGUUGCAGGUUUUUUACUUUUCAAAUGUUCUAAAAAACACCCGAGUUGCCAAGAAAUGUUUAAAAUGCUUGACUCAUCACUGGAUUUGGACUAUACAAGGUUUACUCACUACAAAGCUUAUAAUAAAAGUAAAUCAUUUUAUGGAAAUCUUAAGAUGCCUUCUCAGGAAAUGAUUGAGUACGUUCAAAAAUUAGAGAAUGCAUUUACACACAAUUUUAAGCACUAUUUACACGGAAAUCCUGGAAGUGAAAUAUAUAAAUUACUGCAAGAGAUUCAAUUACCUACAUUGCCAUGUUCGUGUUUCCCUGUGGACUAUUUAUUAAAAUUGUUCGUGAGACUUCGUAUAUUUUCGACUCUGAGAUUUAAUAAUCGAAAUUUUAAAUUGGGGAAGAAAUCAAUUAAACAAUACUUAAAAGUAAAACAAUUAUAAGAUAAUUUUGUAAUAAACACAUUAGAUUUUUGUAC